AUGGGAUACCCUUCAGAGUUAAAGCCUUCAAUAAGAAAGGUUGCAGACAAUGUGGUGACGUUAUCGGUGCCAUUCACUAUGAUGGGCAUCGCUCGCACAGGAGGCAGAAUGGCUAUCUUUCGUUACGGUGAUAAGAUAAUAUACUGGUCGCCCAUUCCAUAUGGAGAAUACAUUGAAGAGGCAAUCGAUCUUUUGGUCAGUCCCAGAGGUUCAGAAAAGGUGACCCAUCUCUUUGUGGUGAACAAGGAGCAUAAUUUGGUUGCAAAAAGCUACUUGGAGAAAUACCCGGAUAUCAAGAUUGUGGCUGGAGAAAAAGCUCUUGGGAAGGACACAGUCCAUUAUGAGUUUGAGCAAGCUGACGGCAAUAAGGUUAUCGAAGGAACCGAUGCCAAGAACAAGUUUGAGGCAGAGGGAGAUUUUUGGAGCAAUUUCCAGUUUGUGUACUUGUCGAGCCACUUAGCCAGGGAGCUUGUGCUCUAUGAGAAGACGCAUAAAAUACUAUUUGAGGGCGAUCUACUCAUGGAACUUAAUGAGCCCGACGCUAAAAGCAAUGAGGCUAAAUUCGAGUGCUACUCGCCAUCCACAGGCUUCGAGCAGAAUCACAAUCCCUACACUGGAUUUUCCUACUUCUGCAGAGGCUUGAGAGCAGGUGGUUGGCUUUCACGAGUAGUGCAUGCCUUUUUCCUGAAGACAUGGACCGCGGAGGGAGCGAAGGGUGUUAGGCUUGUCUACGAGGAGUUGGACUUCGACACAAUAGUCCAAUGUCAUGGAAACGUUAUAAUUAAUGAUCCCAAGGGUAUCUAUCUUCAGACUUAUCCAUGGUUGAAAAAGGAGCAGUGA
Molecule: messenger RNA, 840 nt
Organism: Candidozyma auris
Lineage: Eukaryota; Fungi; Ascomycota; Pichiomycetes; Serinales; Metschnikowiaceae
Exons: 1
Coding region: 1-840 (279 amino acids)
Source: RefSeq, a predicted model, not a curated record